AAAACGUCGUCUUUAUGAACGAGAAGUGUAAAGAUUAGUUUCGGCGUCUGUAUGCAUGAACAUACAUACAGUGCCUUGACGGAAGAGUGUGAAUAAUUCCGUGUUACAGAACUGACAUACAUAAUUUCAGGAUCGCGACGCAUAAUUUCGUCGCCAUUGUGUUUGACCAGAAGAAAACGAGGCACCAUACGGAGAAAAAUGUCAAAAAUCGAGGAGGCGAACGAACAUAUAAGGCAGGCUGAAAAAGCCUUAAAGCCUACUCUUUUGAAAUGGCGACCUGAUUACGAAGUAGCAGCUGAAGAGUACUCACAUGCAGCAACAUGCUUUCGAAUAGCCAAGUCAUAUGCACAAUGUAAAGAAUGUUUGGUGAAAGCAGCUAAUUGUUACAAACAAACCAAAGCAUGGUUCCAUGCAGCAAAGAGCAUUGAACAAGCUCUGCUCAUCUGCAGAGAAAUGGGGGAUCUUUCAGAGGUAUCGAAACUAGCUCAUAGUGCCUGCACCCUUUUUCAGCAACAUGGUUCUCCUGAAUCUGGCGUAACCGCCCUUGACAAGGCUGCCAAGAUGCUAGAAGCUACACAGCCUCAGCAGGCUCUAGAACUGUUUAAACGUGCAGCUGAUAUAAUCAUGGGCGAAGAUAGUCCGCGGCACGCAGCGGAAUAUAUGAGUAAAGCUGCGAGAUUACUGGUGAAGCUGCAAAUGUAUGAUGAGGCGGCGGAUGCGAUACGUCGCGAAAUUGGCAUGUAUCAAGAAAUAAAACUCUGGCAAUCACUUGGGAGACUCACUGUAGCCCUGGUACUCGUGCAAUUGGCGCGGGGUGAUCAAGUGGCGGCCGAAAAGGCCUUCAAAGAAUGGGGGAAUUACUGCGAACCUCCCGAAGUACAAACAUUGGAGAUGUUGCUGCAGGCCUAUGACAAUGAGGAUGCAAACGCAGCUCGGGCAGCCCUUAAUAGCCCUUUUAUCAAACACAUGGAUGUAGAAUAUGCUAAACUAGCGCGAGGAUUGCCCUUGCCGCAACAAGAAUAUGCAGUUCCGCCAGCUGGAAUAAGGGCUAACGCCGCGGAAUCCUACGUUUCUCCCAACGUGUCCAAACCCACUGAACAAGCUACCAUCGAAGCAGAAGUUAAUGAAAAGAAUGAUGUCGAUGUAACUAGUCAGUCAACGAAAGAAGUGGCUGAAAAGAAAUCGGAAGUUGCACCACCGCCACAAUCGAAACCGGCGCAAAAAGAGGAAGAGGCAGAAGACGAAUAUGAAGGAGGCCUGUGUUAAUUGUCUUUAGAUGUAAAAAAUCCUCUAUUGCUUGAGUAAACUGUUAAAUGUAA
Cataglyphis hispanica is the source of this 1319-nucleotide messenger RNA. RefSeq names its product gamma-soluble NSF attachment protein-like. Gene Ontology annotation, cellular component: SNARE complex; vacuolar membrane. The transcript is spliced from 8 exons. The record is from RefSeq and is a predicted model, not a curated record. The coding region runs from base 199 to 1266 and encodes 355 amino acids. Gene Ontology annotation, molecular function: syntaxin binding; soluble NSF attachment protein activity. Lineage: Eukaryota; Metazoa; Arthropoda; Insecta; Hymenoptera; Formicidae. Gene Ontology annotation, biological process: intracellular protein transport.